GUUGAUGAUGUUUUUGAGUUCCACUGACACACCACACUACAUCCCAUCUCCGAGAGGAACAUCAUUAGGCCCAGGUUGCAGCCAAGAUGAGAGAAUUCAAGAGCAAGGCUUUCUGGAGGGCCAUACUGGCCGAGCUCGUGGGGAUGACCAUGUUCAUAUUCCUCAGCAUCUCGGCUGCCAUUGGGAACUCAAACAACACUUCUCCUGACCAGGAGGUGAAGGUUUCUCUGACUUUUGGUCUGGCCAUCGCCACGCUGGCCCAGAGUUUGGGCCACAUCAGUGGAGCCCACCUGAACCCAGCAGUGACACUGGGCAUGCUCGCCAGCUGCCAGAUCAGUGUGUUCAAGGGGGUGAUGUACAUCGUGGCUCAGAUGCUAGGCUCUGCACUGGCCAGUGGUAUUGUCUAUGGAACCCGGCCAGAGGGAAAUGCUGCACUGGGGGUCAACGCUCUAAAUGGUGUCUCUGCCAGCCAAGGCGUUGGCAUCGAGCUCCUGGCUACCUUCCAGCUGGUCCUGUGUGUCAUAGCUGUCACUGAUAAAAGGCGGCACGACGUCACCGGCUCUGCCCCCCUGGCCAUUGGGCUCUCUGUCGCUCUGGGACACUUGGCAGCCAUCAGCUACACUGGCUGCGGUAUCAACCCUGCCCGAUCCUUUGGACCUGCUUUGAUCAUGAAUGAUUACACAAACCACUGGGUGUACUGGGUGGGGCCAAUGUGCGGAGGUGUGGCAGCUGCUCUGGUCUAUGACUUCCUGCUGUACCCCAAGUUUGAUGACUUCCCUGAACGCAUGAGGGUCCUGGUCAGUGGCCCUGUGGGAGACUAUGAUGUCAAUGGAGAAGAGACCGCAGCAGUAGAAAUGUCAUCAAAGUAGUAUUGUGAGAGAAACACCAUAGAGUGUAUAGUACCUUGGAUAUCUAACUAUACUCCUGUAAAGAAAACAUUUACAUUUCCUUUAGAAUGGGAGCAGUUCAUUUGUUAUUUCAAAAUACUGAUCAUGAAUUUGAAAGAAUUCAUUACUGAACUACCGAUUAGUAUCCAAAAUUAACUUAAGUAUCCUAUUACUAACAUUUAUUAAACAUAUUUCUUUAUACAAGAGUUGUUGGAACAUCUUGCUUUUUGUUAAAAUAUUUCCCCUAUCAGUAUUCUAUAUACUGUACAGAGUCAUUUGUUUUUGUAUAUUUUCUAUAUUACUGUUUUAUGUAUAAACAUUUUAUUUCUUGAUGUAUAAAGUUUAUAUUUCUGUUUGCAAUCUUGAAUUGUCUUUCACUUUUGUAAGUAAAUAAAACACCAGAUGUACCCCU
Oncorhynchus nerka (sockeye salmon) is the source of this 1299-nucleotide messenger RNA. RefSeq names its product aquaporin FA-CHIP-like. Gene Ontology annotation, biological process: renal water transport; carbon dioxide transmembrane transport; hyperosmotic response. The coding region runs from base 87 to 869 and encodes 260 amino acids. NCBI's taxonomy places the organism in Eukaryota, Metazoa, Chordata, Actinopteri, Salmoniformes, Salmonidae. Gene Ontology annotation, molecular function: glycerol transmembrane transporter activity; carbon dioxide transmembrane transporter activity; water channel activity. Gene Ontology annotation, cellular component: membrane. The record is from RefSeq and is a predicted model, not a curated record. The transcript is spliced from 4 exons.